Xiphias gladius (swordfish) is the source of this 1694-nucleotide messenger RNA. It is a transcript of the gene tacr1a, whose product is annotated as tachykinin receptor 1a. Gene Ontology annotation, molecular function: substance P receptor activity. The coding region runs from base 402 to 1694 and encodes 430 amino acids. The record is from RefSeq and is a predicted model, not a curated record. Gene Ontology annotation, cellular component: sperm midpiece; plasma membrane. Lineage: Eukaryota; Metazoa; Chordata; Actinopteri; Istiophoriformes; Xiphiidae. The transcript has 5 exons. Gene Ontology annotation, biological process: G protein-coupled receptor signaling pathway; positive regulation of flagellated sperm motility.
AAGAGCAGAGAGGAGGGGAGAGGAAGGAGCAGAGCUCGCUCCCGUGUGUGACCAGUUAGAGGAACACAGACUCGCUCUUCCGAUGCAGUGUGCGUAAAAGGAGCGUUUUCGUUUUUACGCACGGGUAAAGGUUCUCACGAUAAGUAGAUUGUUAUUUAAAUUCCCACUUAAAUACUUAUACUGAAUCCCUCAUUGUGUAAGUUCCACGACAGUGACGUUUUCAAGUCACCAUUCCGCAGACUACAGUUGUGUUCACUGUCAUGUGAACGUACAGCGGUGACGCUUUCCGAAACUUUCGACAGUUGUCUCAGUAUUUGGGGAUCUUUAACUUUAACUUUGUUGUGUAAUGACUUAAGUUUAUAUCCAGUGGUUUGGUGUGACUUUCGGUUUUACACAGCAAAAUGGAUCCUUUAUUCAGUUCCACCGAUGUGCCAAACUGGACCACGAGCUCCAACGUAACCAAUAACGGGACAGUAGAUCGGAACCAGUUUGUGCAGCCCGUCUGGAGCAUCGUCCUCUGGGCCAUUGCGUACAGUUGUAUAGUUAUUGUGUCCGUAGUAGGUAAUGUCACAGUGAUCUGGAUUAUUAUGGCGCAUAAACGCAUGAGGACCGUCACCAACUAUUUUCUGCUGAACCUGGCGUUUGCCGAAGCCUCCAUGUCCGCCUUCAACACGGUGAUCAACUUCACCUACGCCGUGCACAAUGUGUGGUACUUCGGACUGGUCUACUGCCGCUUCCACAACUUCUUUCCAAUCGCGGCUGUCUUUGCCAGCAUCUACUCAAUGACUGCCAUCGCUCUGGACAGGUACGUAGCAAUCAUCCACCCUCUGCAGCAGCGCAUGUCAGCCACAGAGACCAAAGUGGUGGUGGGUGUGAUCUGGGUGCUGGCUCUGCUCCUGGCCUUCCCUCAGUACUACUACUCCAACAUGGACCAUCUACCCAGUCGGGUGGUGUGCUUUAUCGACUGGCCAGAAUACACCAUUUAUGACUUCAAAAAGAUAUACUAUGUGUGUGUGGCCAUCCUGAUCUACUUCCUUCCUCUGCUGGUGAUGGGCUGUGCUUAUCUAGUGGUGGGACUGACCCUCUGGGCCAGUGAGAUCCCUGGAGACUCUUCUGAUCGCUACAAGGAGCAGCUGACCGCCAAACGCAAGGUGGUGAAGAUGAUGAUCGUUGUGGUGUGUACGUUUGCCAUUUGCUGGCUGCCCUUCCAUGUUUACUUCCUGCUGUACCAGUACUUUCCUGAAAUGUUUGAGGAAAAGUUCAUCCAGCAGUUCUACCUGGCCAUCAUGUGGCUGGCCAUGAGCUCCACCAUGUACAACCCCAUCAUCUACUGCUGCCUCAACGACAGGUUUCGUGCUGGUUUUAAACAAGCCUUCCGCUGUUGCCCCUGCAUACCUCAAGGCUCUUACGAAGGCCUGGAACUCAAGUCCACUCGCUACCUUCAGACCCAAACCAGCGUUUACAAGGCCAGCCGGAUGGAGAUCACCGUGUCUACUGUUCUCCAGGUUGGGGACGACAUGGAACAGCCCAAGGUCAAGGUAACAGCAGGUCCAGAGCCUGGUGUGUCUGCAGUCGGGGCCAGGCCACAUAGCUCCUCCCUCGACCUGACCUCGAAUGGGUCAUCAUCCUGGAGCGUCUCCAAAACGGUAUCAGAGACUUCUAGUUUCUACUCCAGUAACAACAUGCAGGAAUAG